Messenger RNA from Cetraspora pellucida, 564 nucleotides. NCBI's taxonomy places the organism in Eukaryota, Fungi, Glomeromycota, Glomeromycetes, Diversisporales, Gigasporaceae. The record is from the annotation of a GenBank genome assembly.
AUGUCCAAUAACUCCCUAGCCAUCAAAGCCAAGAAAGUACAGAAAGCAAUUCAGAAAAAACUAUUAAACAUAAUUGAAGGUGGUUUUCAUAAAUUGUAUAUCUUAAAGAUAAAAAAUGGUAAUAAAUAUAUUGGGAAAGUAGCAUUUCCUGUAUAUUCACAAUGGAAGACAGAAAGUGAGGUAGCUGUUAUAGAGUAUAUUCAUUUAAAUUUGAACAUUCCUGUUCCCAAAGUUUAUUAUUGGAAUAGUUCUGUUAAUAAUCCAGUGAUUGAAAGUGACUUUUUUACUGAUGAACAAGCAACUUUAUCAACUAUAGAAAGAGGUUCUUUCAACACAACUAAUGAAUAUAUUUUAGCUGUUAUUCGAAAUCAGAUCCUAUAUAAUUAUACCUUUAAAUCUAAAAAGCAACAAAAAUACUGGAUUCCAAAAUAUGAAGAAUUAUAUAAUUUAGUUCCUAAAUAUUUUUCAGAUAAAAACAAAAUCACAUUUGUGUUGAUGCAUAGAGACUUUCACUCAUCAAAUAUUUUAGUCAAUGAUUACAAAAUUACAGGAGUUAUCGAUUAG